This is a messenger RNA of Ochotona curzoniae (black-lipped pika), 3942 nucleotides long. It is a transcript of the gene MSN, whose product is annotated as moesin. Gene Ontology annotation, biological process: regulation of organelle assembly; positive regulation of protein localization to early endosome; positive regulation of early endosome to late endosome transport. The coding region runs from base 170 to 1903 and encodes 577 amino acids. The record is from RefSeq and is a predicted model, not a curated record. Gene Ontology annotation, molecular function: cell adhesion molecule binding; actin binding. The transcript is spliced from 13 exons. Gene Ontology annotation, cellular component: cytoskeleton; filopodium; apical part of cell. Lineage: Eukaryota; Metazoa; Chordata; Mammalia; Lagomorpha; Ochotonidae.
AUGAAGUCGUGGCCCGUUAGCAGGAAGCCGAGCAGUCGCCCCGACACUAGAGAGGGACCCAAUCCGAGUCCCCGACACCAAGUCCGAAUCGUGUGGACUGAGUGUUCCGGGCUGCCCGACAGUUCCUAGCCAAACUUCGCCAACUCCCGCCGCCGUUGCCGCCGCCACCAUGCCCAAGACGAUCAGUGUGCGUGUGACCACCAUGGAUGCAGAGCUGGAGUUUGCCAUCCAGCCCAACACCACUGGCAAGCAGCUGUUUGACCAGGUGGUGAAGACCAUUGGCCUGAGGGAAGUGUGGUUCUUUGGUCUGCAGUACCAGGACACCAAGGGUUUCUCCACUUGGCUCAAGCUCAAUAAGAAGGUGACUGCCCAGGAUGUACGGAAGGAAAGCCCCUUGCUCUUCAAGUUCCGGGCCAAGUUCUACCCUGAGGAUGUUUCUGAAGAAUUGAUCCAGGAUAUCACCCAGCGCCUGUUCUUUCUACAAGUGAAGGAGGGUAUUCUCAAUGAUGAUAUUUACUGCCCUCCGGAGACGGCUGUUCUGCUGGCCUCCUAUGCUGUCCAGUCCAAGUAUGGCGACUUCAAUAAGGAAGUGCACAAAUCUGGCUAUCUGGCUGGAGACAAGUUGCUUCCGCAGAGAGUUCUGGAGCAGCACAAACUCAAUAAGGAUCAGUGGGAGGAGCGGAUCCAGGUGUGGCAUGAGGAACACCGGGGUAUGCUCAGAGAGGAUGCUGUCCUGGAGUACCUGAAGAUUGCUCAAGACCUGGAAAUGUACGGGGUGAACUACUUCAACAUUAAGAACAAGAAAGGCUCAGAGCUGUGGCUGGGUGUGGAUGCCCUGGGACUCAACAUCUAUGAGCAGAAUGACAGACUGACUCCCAAGAUAGGAUUCCCUUGGAGUGAAAUCCGGAACAUCUCUUUCAAUGAUAAGAAGUUUGUCAUCAAGCCCAUUGACAAAAAAGCCCCGGACUUUGUCUUCUAUGCUCCCCGACUGCGGAUUAACAAACGAAUCUUAGCCCUGUGCAUGGGGAACCAUGAGCUAUACAUGCGCCGCCGUAAGCCCGACACCAUUGAAGUGCAGCAGAUGAAGGCACAGGCCCGGGAGGAGAAGCACCAGAAGCAGAUGGAGCGUGCUCUACUGGAAAAUGAGAAGAAGAAGCGUGAAAUGGCAGAAAAGGAAAAGGAGAAAAUUGAACGGGAGAAGGAGGAACUGAUGGAGAGGCUGAAGCAGAUUGAGGAACAGACUAAGAAGGCUCAGCAAGAACUGGAAGAACAGACCCGCCGGGCCCUGGAACUUGAGCAGGAACGGAAACGUGCCCAGAGUGAGGCUGAAAAGCUGGCUAAAGAGCGUCAAGAAGCUGAAGAGGCCAAGGAGGCCCUGCUACAGGCCUCUCGGGACCAGAAGAAGACCCAGGAACAGCUGGCCAUGGAAAUGGCGGAACUGACAGCCCGGAUCUCCCAGCUGGAAAUGGCCCGACAGAAGAAGGAGAGUGAGGCUGUGGAGUGGCAGCAGAAGGCCCAGAUGGUACAGGAAGACUUGGAGAAGACCCGUGCUGAGUUGAAGACUGCCAUGAGUACACCUCAUGUGGCAGAGCCUGCCGAGAAUGAUCAAGAUGAGCAGGAUGAGAAUGGGGCGGAGGCCAGUGCCGAUCUACGGGCUGACGCUAUGGCCAAGGACCGCAGUGAGGAGGAGCGUACCACCGAGGCAGAGAAGAAUGAGCGUGUGCAGAAGCACCUAAAGGCCCUCACUUCAGAGCUGGCCAAUGCUCGUGAUGAGUCCAAGAAGACUGCCAAUGACAUGAUCCAUGCUGAGAACAUGCGACUGGGCCGAGACAAGUACAAGACCUUGCGCCAGAUCCGGCAGGGCAACACCAAGCAGCGUAUUGAUGAGUUUGAAUCCAUGUAAUAGACACCCAGCCUCUAGGGACCCCUCCUCCCUUCUUCAUCGGCCCCACUCCUACACCCUUGCCUAACUCACACUGUGCUAGAGCCACUAACUAGAGCAACCCUGGAGUCAUGCCAAGCAGUCAGUGCAGCCAUGGGACCAAACCUAACUCUUCAGCCCCCAUUUAUUUCCCUGGGCAAACAGCCCACUGUGGUGUCAAUGGGACCCUGCUUUCCCUUCUCUGUCCUACUUAAUCUAGAUUGCUAGAGUAGACCACUUCCCCAGCUCAGAGGCACUUCCUGCUCAAUCUGAAAACUCCCCUCCUUCCACCGCGCGCGCACACUUGCUGUUUCGGGAGUGCAGUGUGGAGUAGGUUGAAUUAGCCUCUCUGCCUCAGCACUGUCUUCCUCUCCCACGUCCUGUGAUUGGUAAGGUUGGAGUAUCACAGGGUUAGGGAAGGAGGCAGGACCCUGGCUAUCUGCACUAGGAUGUCAACAGACCUAGGAUUUGGCCUCCCAAUGCCAAUACCUUUUCAGGUUAUUUAGGCUCUGUACUGAUUGGAGGAUAAAGAGAUGUUCUGUCAUUCUUGUUUCUACCUCCCAUAUUGGGCCUGCUACAAAUUCAGUCCCAAUAAGCCUUGUCCCUGAGUUUAGGGACUCAGUUUCUCCCCAGGAAGGGAUGGGGGAGACAGUGCCUUCAACAGACUGCAUGAUCAUCCUAAAAGACUGUUGGCCCUCUGUUCAAGCAAGGCUGGGUAGGAGAUCCUUCCCCAUUGCCUUAAUGGGAGCCUAGGUCCAUCUCAAGUGAGCUCUAAGGGCAGAGGUACCUGUUACUUAUUAUUCCAGGUCCCUGGUCCCUUCUUUGGAUCUGCUCCUCCCCUCUCCAAUUUCCAAAUCCCCUCCAACUAGAACAGAAGGGAUGAGUACCCAAAAUCCCAGCUAGCCUCACCCUGGACUCUUGCCAAAACAGAAGAAAUGGACAUACCUGGUUUCAGUGUUUUCCCCUGCUGAGGAUUGUAGGCCACUUCUAGAGAUACUUGGGUCCCAGCUCCUGCUUCACAGCCAUUCAGGUCUUGGUAUGCUGAGCCCUAGAGCUUAAUGCCAGGAAGCUCCAGUGGGGAGUGGGUACAAGAAUCUGAGAAAGGUGAGAACCUGUGUCUCUGGUCUCAGGUUAUUCAACCCUCGUUUCCAUCACCCCUCCCAGCUCCAGGUUGGGACUGGGCUCUGCCUCUGUUUGACAAACCUCUGAUCCAAGUCUUGCCAACAGCUGUGUUGUCCCAUGGAACUAUAAACCAGAGAGUUGCUGGGAUUCUGGCCUAAUCCCUUGCAUUUCCCCACCCCUUGUUCUCAACCUUGGAGUGGCCUCAUUCCUCCUUUCUAACUCAAGAAUGCUCUUUUUUUCUUCCCACCAGUAUUAUAUAUUCUAGUGAUAUCUAACUCAGUAUUGAUUUCUACCUUUCUUGCUAAUGCACCAUUAGAAGAUAUUAGUCUCGGGGCAGGAUCAUUUUGGCCUCAUUCCUUUACCUACCCCAUACCUGGGAAGCAUAUGCUAUAUUAUAAAAGGGUAUUUUGCCAGAAACUUUAAUGUAAGGAGCUUUCAGUAUUAGUGAUGUUACCUGUCACUAUAGGUCAUACAAUCAACUCUUCAAGUACUUGGCAUUUGGUUUUGUUUUUCCUGUUGCCUUCUCCCUGGGAUUCAAUCCCCAAAGGGCUACCCUGACCUCUUCCAUACAUUGCCCCUACCCCAGAGCAUCCCUUGAUAGCUCCCCUUCCCACAGCCCACCCCCCCAACCUUAGGGAGUCUUAUGUGCAUUGCUGUGAACUAUAUUGACACUCACUUGGUGAUAUGCCCUAUAUUGGCUAAAUUCAAACCUGGAAUCUUGGGACAAUCUGGCUGCCUGAUGGCAGUAACCCACCCACAGGGGAGGCUGGGGAGAAAGGUUAGAUUUUGUAUUCCAGUUUUUUGUGUGUAUUUUUGGUUUUUUUUUUUUUAAUGUUUUUGGAGGGGUUUAUGCUCAACCCUUUGUUCUACUUAAGUGCCAAUAAAGUUUAGGAGGACAA